UUUACUUUCUCUCUUUAAUACAUAUGCCACUGUUUUCAAAAAAAGAGAAAAAGUCACCAAAAAAGGACACCAACACCUUAACAGAAGAAGAUGAGGAAAAAAUAAAACAAAUACAAGAAGAUUCCCGUGCACAUGUUAAACAACUUUCCUUUAGUGUACAGCUUGCUCAUGGUAGUCCAACAGCAAAGAUAUCAAAUUUUUCAAGUGUAAAAGAAUUAUAUCAGAAGAUUGCAGAAGGUUUAAAUAUUACAAUGCAAGAUAUAAUGUAUUGCACUUUGAAUAGUCCUAAAGUAGACAUGGAAAAACUACUUGGUGGACAAAUUGGAUUGCAAGACUUAAUCUUUGUUCAUUGUAAAGGUGCUUCUAAAAAUGUUACUCUUUUCAAAGAUGCACCAACCUUAGGCCUAACUAUAACGGAUAAUGGAAACGGUUUUGCUUUCAUUAAGAGGGUGAAAAAUGAUAGUGUUGCAUCUCGUUAUUCAAAUAUUUAUGUUGGGGACCAUAUUGAAGAAAUCAAUGGUGAGAAUGUUGUAGGUAUCCGUCAUUUUGAAGUGGCUAAAAUUCUUCGUGAAAUAAAUGAGGGAGAUGAGUUUUCACUUAAAUUGUGUGAACCAAUCAGAGGCGGUUUUGAUGAAAUUGCUCCGAGACAAGGUAAAGGUGGAAAAGCAUCUGAUAAUCUAGGAUCUGGCAAAGCUACUUUGCGUUUACGUUCAAAAGGACCAGCGACUGUUGAAGAGGUACUGAGUUGGGAAGGACCAGCUAUAGUAAAAGUUGACGACUUGCUUGAAAAGUUUUUAGGAAUUAGAGAUCCUGAACUAGCUAACACGCUGAUUGAUCUUGCGAAGAAUAUAGAGAAUCCUAGUAACUAUGCAACAGCUGUUGAAACACAGUUGGGCGAUUUCGGAUUUCCAGAUGAGUUUAUUUUUGACAUUUGGGGUGCUUACAUGGAUGCAAAAGCAGGGCGGAUAUAGGUUUCAAAAAAAUGUUUUAUAUUUUAUUAGUAUAUAAUUUUUUUUUUAAGUUUUUUUCUAUGAUAAAAA
Messenger RNA from Hydra vulgaris (swiftwater hydra), 1040 nucleotides. Its product is annotated as PDZ domain-containing protein GIPC2. The record is from RefSeq and is a predicted model, not a curated record. Lineage: Eukaryota; Metazoa; Cnidaria; Hydrozoa; Anthoathecata; Hydridae. Gene Ontology annotation, molecular function: protein binding.